CAUUUCCCAGCGGACCCAGCGAGCCCUUUCUGGUUUAUCCUUCGCCGUUUUGCGCGCGCGUGGGUCUGAAUGGAGCCUUCUGCUCUCCUCAGGGUCGCGAUGUUCCGCUCGAGCCGUUGGUGCCUCCUCUGCGGGUGCGGAAGGCCGUUCAGCUCCCGCGCCUGGUAAGAGGCUCGUGAGGAUGGGCAGGGAGUCGGUUUGUCUCUCCCCCGCCCCCGUGUAUCCCACUCUCUUCGGCCAGCCACCUCUCAGCCUGUGCCAGGCAGAAAUUCAACAGGGGUGGUUUGGUCGUCGUCCCCCAACACAGGGGAUGUAAGUGAUAGGAGGGAGGCAUCACCUGUUGAGCUUCCAAAGCUAGAAACAAAAGGUGGCUGCAAUGAUAAUGAGGUCCAGACGUUUCUUCUGGAUACAGAUUUAAGUUACUGGAAGGAAGCUCCUGACUCUUCCUUGACGCACCAGCAUCCUGUGAAAUGGACAGAGGUGUACAGGGUUGAGCCAGGGUUCCUUUGGGGCUUAGCCCCAAUAACCUACUUCUAGUGUUAAGGUCUAAUUCUGAAAAGUAUGGAUAGAGAAAAAAAACACGUCUCCAAGCACGUGCAGAGUGCCUUUUGCUUUAAUCAGUAAGUGCAACCUGGUAUUAGGAGGUAGGAGAUCUAAAGUAGGUAAUGGGUUUUUGAUUUUUUAAAAUGCAACAUUGAGCCACUUUUGCCCCACAAAAACCCUGCGGGUGGUUUGACUGACGAGUUGGGAACGUGGGGAGAGGCUGUUGAGUGAGGUGGUGGAGAGAAUAUUGGAUGGCACUGGGUGCGAGUGAAGGGAGAUAUUUGAGAGGGGGGGAGGGAAUCAGAAGGUGUUUGAGAUCUGGUUGGAUAGGGGUCGAGUUUGUGAAAAGUGUUGCGUGGUAGAUAAUAAGCCCUCUCUCCCCACUGGCCCUAAAUGUGCUCAUUUGAGUGUCUUACUGAUUUCAGUUAGAUUUAGAGAGCUAGUGUGUCUCCUUUCUGAUGUUACAACUACCCUGUGAGAGAGAUGGAGGCGUAGAAGAACACCAUCAUUAACAUCUGUUUUAAAACUGGCUCCCUAGGGUCCCUUCUGCUGGCUGUUGCCCAUAAUCAGACUAACCAAUUCUCUACAUACAUAUUCCGAUUUUGUUUUUCUCCCUCCGCGUACACUCAUUUACUUGAUCACUCUGUAUUCUGAGCCCCUUGAUGGGCAGACCCAUUAUAUAAUCCAAAGCUGUUGUUAGCAGCUUCUCUCAUAGAUGCAAGAUAUAAAUCCAGAUCAAUAUUUAUGUAUUGUUAGAGGAAGUUAAGAGUGGCAGGCAAGCUGUGUGUAGAAGGAGCCAGUGUCAGAAUGGGAGAGGAAAGUAUGGAGCUUAAGGCCAGCUGGCUAUAUAUUGGUGAUUAUUUACGGUUUCUUAUUUUGUAGGUAUCAGUUGCUGCAGAAGCAAAGAGGCUCACGGAAGCCAGUCACAGACAACUCCAGUGAAGUAAGCAUCUUGAGUCCCACAAGAUCACUCAGCCCCGAGGAAACGUUGAACCUGCUGGAAACAUCAGUAGUGCAUGCAGAUGGUAUGUCUGUCAUUUCUCAUAACACCAGAAGGACAUGUGAAAAGGAUCUUGGGAUUGUAGCCUUAAUCCAGAAUGCGGCAGCUAGAUUGGUGACUGGGAGUGGUCACCGGGACCACAUAACACCAGUCCCGAGAGAUCUGCAUUGGCUCCCAGUACGUUUCCGAGCACAAUUCAAAGUGUUGGUGCUGACCUUUAAAGCCCUAAACGGCCUCAGCCCAGUAUACCUGAAGGAGUGUCUCCACCCCCAUCGUUCUGCCCGGACACUGAGGUCCAGCACCGAGGGCCUUCUGGUGGUUCCCUCCCUGCAAGAAGUGAGGUUACAGGGAACCAGACAGAGGGCCUUCUCGAUAGUGGCGCCCACCCUGUGGAAACCCUCCCUUCAGAUGUGAAGGAAAUAAGCAGUUAUCCUAUCUUUAAAAGACAUCUGAAGGCAGCCUUCAGAUUUAAUGCUGUACUGUUUUUAACAUGUGAUUGGGAGCUGCCCAGAGUGGCUGGGGAGACUCAGCCAGAUGGGCGGGGUAUAAAUAAUAAAUUAUUAUUAUUAUUAUUAUUAUUACCACAAGCAGCACAUGAAUCAGUAAGUGUGAUGCAGCUGCAAGGAAGGCUAAUAAGAUUUGAGGAUGCAUUAAUAGAACCAUAAUUUCUAACUUGCUGGAAGUAAUUGUUCCCGUUCAUUCUGCACAAAUCAGACCUCAACUGGAAUACAGUCGUACCUUGGAUCCUGAACAGCCUGGAACUCAGAUGCUUUGGCUCCCGAAUGCUGCAAACCCAGAAGUGAUUGUUCUGGUUUGUGAACGUUCUUUUGGAACCCGAAUGUCCUGCAGCCAAUGUUUUGGAAAUUGAACAGACUUCCGGAACGGAUUCUGUUUGACUUCCAAGGGACGACUGUACUGUGUCUGGUUUGGGGUGCUGCAUUUUAAGAAGGAUGUGGACAAAUUGGGACAGAUUUAGUAUUCUAGUGGGGUGGGUGAAGACGCAGUUUCACAUAGCUUAGCCCUAGAGUGUUGUAAUUCAGACCUGCCUGCACAACUUGUGCUCACCAAGCUGAAUGCAGCUCUCAAGCCAUGUAUGAUGGCUUUCCAGAUACUGCACUUGACAACUUCUGCUGGGUUUUCAGCCCAAGCAAGGUACAGGCAGUAAAAAUAGGUGUAUAGAUCCUCUGUUGGUCUGCCAUACAUGGUUAGUGAACUGCAUUCUUCCUAAUUGUAUAGACCUGGUAGAAGCGAAUGGGAAAAAACAUUGAGAGUAAAAACUGGCCUAUUAGCCUUGGCUGCUCUAGUGGAGGAUUGUGAAACUUGCAGUAGAUCCCCAUUCUGCUUAGGCUGAAAGUGUGCAGAAUGUAGCUUGCGUAGCACACCUUUGUGUGUUUAUGUAUUCUCUCUCUCCACAGCCCUGUCCCGAUCCCUCUGAAUUUGGUGUCUUUUGUUUAGAAUGCUGCUAUCAAAAAAAAGUUGUUGGGGAGAAGGGGGCAUACAUUUGAAAGGGAAAGGAAAUAUAGAGAUGGUGGAGAGGAACAGGGAUUUCUGCUUAUACAAGAAGCCCCUUUCCCCGAGCAUGGAAAAUUCCACCCAGAGCCUCCUUUCGAUUCUGCAUUGUGGCAGAGGUUGUUGACAUGUGUUGGAGUUGUUUUGAAGACUCCAGCAAUCACCAUUUGUCCCUGAGGCUCCUGGUUCUUUUGUAUUUCAGGUUCACUGGUGGCCAUCAGCAAACCCCCUGGCUUACCUGUGACAGGUAUGUGGCGUUACAUUUUGAUGUGUUUGGAUCCUGUGGGGUUGCGUCCCUUGGGCAUUUCCUUUUAAAGUGGAAAUGCAGGAUUAUAGAAAUGCCUUUAGAAAUACAUACAGAUAUGCCUGUAGUGUACAGAUUAAAUAUGUGUUGUAUGUGGCCUCCCCUUGUGCUUGGCAGUUAGUGCAGAAUGCUGCAGCGCAAUUACUGACAGGAGGGAGGCCUUAUCAGCAUAUAACACCUGUACUCAGAGGUCUGCACUGGUUGCUGAUCCACUACUAGGCUGAGUUCAAGGUGUUACUAUUAGUAUAUAAAGCCCUUAACAACGCUUGACUAGUUUACCUGUGAGAUUGCCUUAUCCCACAUGUGCUCGCUGAACUGCUUUGAUUGGCAGAAUUGGAACUUUUAUAGAUGCCACAUAAUAUUCACACUGCAUCUGUCAGAACUUGAUCAUUUCGUGUGGCGGCACCGACACUUGGGAACUCCCUGCCUGUUGAUAUCAGUCAGACACCUUCACUCUAUUCUGCUGGAGGCAUUCUUGUUUAGACAAGUCUAUCCAGAUGUUGCGCUGUGGGUUAAACUACAGAGCAUAGUACUUGCCAAUCAGAAGGUCGGCAGUUUGAAUCCCCGCGACGGGGUGAGCUCCCGUUGCUCGGUCCCUGCUCCUGCCAACCUAGCAGUUCGAAAGCAUGUCAAAGUGCAAGUAGAUAAAUAGGUACCACUCCGGUGGGAAGGUAAAUGGCGUUUCCGUGCGCUGCUCUGGUUUGCCAGAAGCGGCUUAGUCAUGCUGGCCACAUGACCCGGAAGCUGUAGGCCGGCUCCCUAGGCCAAUAAAGCGAGAUGAGCGCCGCAACCCCACAGUCGGACAUGACUGGACCUAAUGGUCAGGGGUCCCUUUACCUUUACCUUUAUCCAGAUGUUCAGAAAGUUUGUAUGAGUUUUAAUUUGUUUUAGUUUAUUCUAUUAUGUUUUUAACUUUCUGUAUGUUUUAAAUUACUGUUGUAAAUUUUUUUAGUGAUAAUUUUUAAAAUCUUUUUUUGUAAACUGCUUCGAGGUUUUUUGUCUACAAUCAAGUGGUAUAUACAUUUUGUGAAAUAAUAAGUAAAUAACUGAGCUCCCAAAGUAAAGCUGGGCCAGGGUGGGAAGGGCUGGCAAGCCUUUGCCAAAACAAGCCUCUUCUUUGCAGCCGUGAGUAAUGGCUAGCUUCUGUGUGGCAUUAAUAAUUUUCCCCUCCUUCUCUGCCAACGACAGGCAAACCGGGGGAGCUGACUUUGUUGUCUCUUUUACCGGAUCUAAGCCAGAAGCUUGGCUUCCCACAGAACCUCGAUGUGAUAAAAGCUGCAGUAAAGUAAGUAAACGGAGACAAGGUUUUGGAGAGAAUGACAACAGGCUGUGUACAGGAUGGGUGUUAUUGAUUUUAACCCCACCUUUCUUCCACCAUAGAACUUAAGGCAGCGUGCACGUGCUCCCAUCCAGAUACUACUUUGCUUCAGCUUCCCAUCCUGCACCUCCAGACCAUGCCCUGACAUAAUCAGCAAGAGGGCAUUCAGUAAAAUCCGAUUAAACUGCUGUAUUGCAAGAGAACCCAUAGCACAGAAGUUAGACGGCUGAUCUGUACUACAGCUCCAGUUUUCCAGAUAUGAUCGUGUGCUCUGAAUUCACUUCAGAACUUCUGUUUGCAAAAAAUGAAAUAAAAAUGGUUGCCAAGGGCUAGUGGAAAGAUUCGUGAUUGGCUCUUGGAAGUCAAAAGAUUGCGAGGCUGGAGCAACUCCCUAUAAGGGAGGUUAUAUAACACUUGGAGAUUACUCGCUUAGAAAAAGGGGCAACAGUCAAGGACUAUUUGAAUAAAUAUUGUAAUAUUAAAAAUUAGAAAUUACUUGAAAGUACCAAAUAGGCCUAGGAUUAAAUUAGGAUUUAUUUAAAUAAAUGGGAUUUAGAACACUAAGGAAAGUGAAUAAAUUUGAUUAUAAUUGGAAUAUUGUUGUUUAAUAAUGAUAUUGGAAAGCUGUUACAUUCAGACACAAGGAAAUUCAGAAGGGAGGGACUAGAGGAAGUCAAGUAAUAUAAGGUUGGAUUUUUAAAUAAUUAAGUUUGUGUUGUAUAUUUGUUUGUUGUUGUUUUUCAUAGAUGUAUUUUUUUGUUUUUGUUUUUGCUUUGGUUUGUUUCAUGGUUGUGCAACGUUUGUUGCACUAUUUGUUAUAAUUGUAGAAAACUUAAUAAAAAUUAUUGCGAGGGGGAGAAGGAAAAAAGGACAACAGGGUGGGGAGACAUGACAGAGGUAUAUAAAAUAGCCUCAGAUACUGGCGGGAACUUGUAGCUGUUGUGACCUUUGGCCAUUGAUGCCACCUUGCAUGGUUUUAAGCAAGGCACUAUUCUGUCCACGGGAUUACUUACUCAUGGCCUGUGUCAGAGAAUCAAAGAUAAUAAAGGAUUUUGCCUCUCCCUAGGGAGAGUUCUGGACUUGUUCUGCUCUCAGGUUGCCCGAGCACCACCCAGCGCCUCCAGGAUUUUUAUGCCCGAUGUAGGAGAGCAGGAGAUCCAGCCGCUACCUACUGGUGAGAUGAAGACUUCCUAAUCGCUUCCCGUUUCCAUGGUAGGGUGGGGAUCCCUCAGCAAAAAGACUUUAGGUUCCCAUUCUGCCUUCCCCAUUUCCUUCAAAGCGUUGUAGGCCCAGUUUGGUGUGUGUGUGUGGCCUGACAGAAAACCUUCUCUUUGCAGUGCUGUCACUACCAGGAUCCCUGCAGCCUCGGACGGGGAAAUUCGUACAUGUCUCAAACUGAUACAGGUCGAACACCAUAAGCUGGUGAGGAUAGGUUUUUAACAGGGAGGGAGGAGAGGAUUUGACUCUAGAGAAUUUGCCUGCUGCUGCGGGCAGCUCGUUCAGUGGAGUCCUUUCAGGGCCUGAAAAGUUUGGUCUCGCUUCCUCUGGGAUCCGGUUGCCUGGACUGGGCGCAGGGAUUACUUUAGCUGCUGAAGUUACCAUUGGCCCUCAGGAAACACACUGACUCCGGGCUUCUGUGUGGGUUGCAGGUGGUGCCAGUGGCUUCCCCUUCUCGAGGCAGCCUCCAGAGGAAGGAGGUUAGAAAAACACAGACACUCUAUAAGGUGCUGGACUCCCGCGAAGGCUGCGCCUUGGUGCAGCUACAGCCACUGACAGGUGCGUGACGGAGGCCCCGUGGCACAGAGACAGUCGCAGGAAUAACUGGAAAGGGGCGCUGUGAUAUGGAAAGCAAGCUGAGAACCUGACACAAGUUCCCUCAGUUACAGCUACUCCCCCAAGAUUUUUUCCAUUUAUAAAAUGUAUAAACUUUUUGAUCAAAAACCUCUCCAGGUAGCCCAGCAUACACUUUGGAACCUGAGAUAGCAAACCCUUAGCCACCUCUUCUUUUUACAGUUGAUCAGGUUUCUAGCUCUCAUGACUGUAGAGAAACCUCUCCUGUACAUUACUGCGUAGUUGUUUACUUGACGGGCCGGAAGCCAAAUGGAACUGGGUUAGGUCCUUUUAUAAUUAGGCGAUGGGGUGUUCAUGACCAGUUGAUUUCCCUGUCCCUCUCUGCCUUCCCUUUUCCUUCUCUUAUUUUAAGGCUCUUUCUCUUCCUUUCCUCUUACCAUCUUAGCCUUGCCCCCCAGAAAUGCUUGCCUGCCCUUUCCCCCCCUUUUUGCACAUUUAAAGUGUUUUGUUUUGCAAAUUACGGUAAUACGGAGCAAACCUCUGCAGUCUAGGGUUCUGCCCUUUUGCCUCCUUUCCUUAUUUUGGACUGCAGAAAUCUGGGUUCCUUGGGUACAAGAUCAGGCUAUCAUAGUUCUUGUUUUUUGACGCUGUCCAUUUGUCUUACUCGGGUUUUUAAAAGAGCUUGGAUUGCGAGGAUCCAAUCCAAGCAUUGUUGGGAAAGUCUACACUGAGGCCCCCUAUUCAUCUCUCCUUUGUCCUUUUGGCAGCCUUCACUAACCAACUCCUGGUCAGCCUGAUACUGCUGCUGAGCCCUGCGCUAGGGGACCACGUGUAUUCCUCCUGUGUGGGGUCUGUCCUGGGGGAGCCCUUCCUCUUGCCAGCUGAGAGUACCCUGCCUCGCACACAGGUACCAAACUGCUCUGAUGCUGCCUCCUAUCUUGGUGUCGGGGAUCUACAGAGCGAUGUAGCAGGAUAGGAGGAAGGAACCUGACUGAGCAGUGCCUUGGCACAGUCAAAUCUAUGUCUCCACAACCCAAGGCUAUACCACUUGGGAGAUAGCAGCAGCAAUCAAGUUUUACAUCCAUUGGGGAACCUUUUGCCCUGCAGAUGUACAGCUCCCAACAUCCCUGACCAUUGACUGUGCUGACUGGGGCUGAUGGGAGUCCAACAACAUGUGGCUCCUCAUCUCUGCUUUAUGGCCAUACAAGUAGCUGACAUUCCUGGCUACAGCCUUCCAACUUCUCUUUGUGCUGCAGGAGCCUUUCCUUGUAAAAUGGGGCCCAAUGGAAACGAAUCUGUUUCUCCCCAAUCCUAGUCAAACACUCUAACUGCUCCAUUGCUCCAGCUCCCUCCUAACUUCUGGUGGCAGGGACAUGCCUGGAGUAGGGCCUCCUUUUUGUUUAUUAGGAUGGUAUGCAUUAUUAUUAUUAUUAUUUAUUGUAAACCACCCUGUGAUCCUUGAAGAGCGGUAUAAAAAUCUAUUAAAUAAAACAAAAUGAACUCUUUGCUUCCAUGCUUUCCCCCCAGACCUCGCAACUCCCCAAGCUGUUACUAACUUAACAGGGGCAGACGGGUACCACACAGGUCUAAUUCCUUAUUUAUUUAUUUGAUAUAUAUACUGCCCUUCAUAAGAUCUCAGGGCGGUUCACAGAAUAAAAUGAACUUCAAAGCAACUGAAUGGGGGUGGUGUAAAGGUAUUUAAAAAAAAAAAAAAAUCAAAGAGAGAACCAGACUGUAAGAUCUUCCACACCACAUCUGAUUUGGAGCUCACUUGAUCUUCCUACUGUGCUUGGACAUGAGAACCUUCCAAGCUCCAGGUCCUGCUCAGCAAAGAAGUCACUAUUCUGUAAUGAACCGUCCAAGCUUGGCAAGGAUAAAAAUGAGACUUGGCGCCCUCUCUUGGGCUAGAGCAGGCUUCCUCAACCUUGGCGCUCCAGAUGUUUUGAGACUACAAUUCCCAUCGUCCCUGACCACUGGUCCUGCUAGCUUGGGGAUGAUGGGAGUUGUAGGCCAAAAACAUACGGUGGGCCGAGUUGGAGGAAGCCUGGGCUAGACAAAAAGCUCCCCGCCCCCAAAGUAUAAUAAUGACUGUUACGCACUUUCCUGUAGAAAGUUGUAAUGAUGACGCCUUCCCCUCCCACCCUCUUGACAGGUCCUAGAAGAUGCUUUGCUGAAGAAGCUGCGCCUGCAGCAGCAACUGGCGCACCGAUUGCCUCUCCACCUGCACCUGCACCAGCUCCUUCUCCCGGCCGCCGGCUCCCCUUCCUCCCGCACUGUGCUCACGGCUCCUCCGCCACCUUUUUUCCUGAAGACCCUUCGUCUUCUGGGCCUCGCCUUGCCGCAGGACAAAAACAAGCAGUGACAAGGCAUCCGAAGCGUUUGCCUCAGCUCAGCAGGUACCGCCUGCCCUGGUCAAGUGGAAGUGAUGGCUUUUGACAGCCAGAAGCAGGUCUCUGCCAGGUUCUUGCUGCGGGUAGAAGCGUCUCGUCUCCUACUGGCCGGAUGCUCACAGAGCUGCUGCUGAAGGACGUGAAAGGGAGAGGCUUCCUUUAUACCUCCUGCGGUCUUAACAGGGCAGCAAAAGCAAUUUUUGGAACUCUUUGUGCCGUGCAGCAACGAAGGUAGCAGCGAGGGAAACCUGGGUAAAUUUGCCCUGAUAAAUGCAGCCUCCACAGGCUCUGAACCAGCAGGCCAAUUGUGUACACAUGGUUGCGCCAUGGCAACGCGAGUCAGUGGCUGGCUUGAGGUCCAGGCCGGAAAAAGCUUAGGCACACCCAACUCCUACUGAAAUCGGCGGGAGUGUUGCAGUCCCAUUAACUCCAAUGGGAUGCAUGCGCUCCUCAUGCUGUGUGGCUUAUGCUCCUUGCAGCACUAAGCAAUUGCUUGCCAAUGGUUGCCUCUGGCACUCAAGAUAAUGGCACUCUUCUGGGGGGUAAAGCAGCGUAGGAUUCUCUCCUUUAAUCCGUAUAUCUAUGAAACACAAAUGACUAAUGAAAAAAAUGUGCUUUGACUUUUCACUAUUGCUUUUCUACACACACACACACACACAUAUAUAGUGGUACCUCGGUUUAAGAACAGCCCUGUUUACGAACUAUUCGGUUUACGUACUCCACAAAACUGGAAGUAGUGUCCUGGUUUGCGAACUUUACCUCGGUCUAACAACGGAAGCCGAACGGUGGAAGGGCACCGGCAGUGGGAGGCCUCAUUAGGGAAAGCGUGCCUCGGUUUAAGAACCAAUUUGGUUUAAGAACGGACUUCCGGAACGGAUUAAGUUCGUAAACCGAGGUACCACUGUAUAUAUAUAUAUAAAAUCAGAACCUUUAAGCAUAAACAGCUGUUGCUGAAUGGGUUUCAGAUAAGGAUCCCUUUGCUUAUUCUGUGUCUUCUAUUGAACUGAGAGUGAUUUUUAAAACCGUCCAGGCCACCCUUCCAUAUAAAUAUUCUCAGGGUAACUUUUAUGUGAUUAAAUAAAUAACUAAAUGGCAAUAAGAUGAAAACGCAGCUUCCAAAGUGGCAGCAAUUUAUAAAAAUCUGUUUUAAGGAAAGCCUGGGGAAAAGACAAAGGCUUUCCCCGAGUGAUGGACAGACUGAAGGGCAGGCGUCAUGGGAGCCUCCCUGGACAGAGGGUCCCAUAAGCAAGGUGCCACUGCUGAGGAGGCCCCACCCCCACCCCAGUCACCAGCUGGCAUUAUCCAUGAUGCCAGGAUGUGGGGGCAUGAGUGUGCAAGGUUUUAGUUGUAAUGCUGGUUUAAAAUGUUUUCUACAGCUGGCAGCCAGCUCCUCCUCCCGUCUUAUCUGAAGCGGCUUUGUGUGAUCUGAAAGCUUGUCCUCUUCUCUGCUGAUACGAAUUGAUCCGAUAAAGGUGUACCUUCCUUGUUUUCAUGCCUAGUAAUUUAGUAGUAAGAUUGAUUUGAUAACCGCUGGACUGGUGCCGUUUAACUUAGGGCAAGAGGCAUAGAGUUGGAACAAAUGCUCUUAGUAGUGGCAGAUGGUUAUCUUUACAAUGGCUUUCUGUCAACAGGGUAACCGGAGAGCCUUGUUGAGUUACUGCAGUGAGAUAACUGGCAUAAGAUUGCAGGCAUCAAGUUCAUCCUGUUUUCAGGCUGUAUUAUGGUGCAGAGGUGCAAACUGAGUUCAGACUAGAGGAAUGUUUAUGAGGUGGGG
Messenger RNA from Podarcis lilfordi (Lilford's wall lizard), 10629 nucleotides. NCBI's taxonomy places the organism in Eukaryota, Metazoa, Chordata, Lepidosauria, Squamata, Lacertidae. The record is from the annotation of a GenBank genome assembly.